This is a messenger RNA of Raphanus sativus (radish), 2643 nucleotides long. RefSeq lists its product as uncharacterized. NCBI's taxonomy places the organism in Eukaryota, Viridiplantae, Streptophyta, Magnoliopsida, Brassicales, Brassicaceae. The record is from RefSeq and is a predicted model, not a curated record. The transcript has 4 exons. Bases 136 to 1068 code for a protein of 310 amino acids.
UUCUAUUCUUCGUUAACUUGCGACAGACUGCAGAAACAAAUUGGGGAAAAACUGAACUGAAGCAAUUAGGGUUUCGGGAAAAUUUCAAGAGCUAGCGAAGAGUUCUGAAGAAUUAUUGAUUCAGGACUAGGGAAUAUGAGCUCUGUGUCUGUCUUGUUCAACUGUUACUACAAUGGAAAGUGGAGGAACUCAGGGAAGAAUCUUGGUUAUGAUGGAGGCGAUGUUAAGACCAUUGACUGCGAUCCUCGUGAAUUGUUUGUUUACUUGGUGGAUGUGUUAGGCGUGUCUUUAUAUGAACAAAGAGUAUGGUAUAAGCAUCUGUAUGAGAGCUUUGAGAAUCUGAAGAUAUUGUGCAAUGGUGAUGAGAAUUUUCAGAGGAUGUGCGAAGCAGCUAUUUCGACAAAAAUGUUUGAGGUUUUCUUGGAGAAAGAUGAAGAUGAUGAUGCUAAUAGCAGUGGAGAGGCUCCUCAAUAUGAGAAUGUUAUCACUAGUGAUAAUGGUGGUGAAAUGUGUGAGGAGGAAGCUCGAGUUGAGAAUAAUUUAAUAGGCUUUGUUGAGGAAGAAGAAGAAUGCAAUUCCGAAGAUACUCCUCCAAACUCGGACUGUGAGGAAGGUGAAGAAGCAGAAACACGGAGACAUUAUGAUAGAUACACCAAAUUCAGUGGAGAGAUCAGGCUGGAGCAAACCUUUGAUAGCAUAGCUGAGUUCAAAGAUGCCGUGGUUGAUUACGUGCUCAAGACAGGUUGGAAUGUGAAGUACACAAGAUGGGGCUCUGAGAAAUCUGAAGUCAAGUGUACAAUCGGUGGAGGUUGCCCAUUCAGAAUAUACUGCUCUUUUGAACAACCUAUUGGUUUAUUCAUGGUGAAAUUCUACAAUGAUGAACAUUCUUGUACCAAAGAUGGGUUUAGCAAAGUAGUGAAGGAUGGGAUAAUUGCUAAGUUGUUCUUGAACGACAUUAGAAGAGAUCCUGAUUUUAGGCCACAAGCUAUGCAAGAAUCUCUAGAGGAACGCUAUGAUUUGGUUGUCUCAAUCAUAACCAAUGUAGAAAAGCAAAGGACAAAGCCUUAAAGAUGAUUCAAGAAGAAUAUGAUGAGCAAUUUACGAGAUUAAAAGACUACAAGAAUGAGCUGUUGAGAACUAACCCAAGAUCAACUGUAGAGCUUGGGACAGUUUCUGGAGAUGGAGAUGUAGUGCUCUUUGAUCGUUUUUAUGUGUGCUUUAAAGCACUCCGCGACAUUUGGCGUGCUUAUUGUCGUCCGAUCAUUGGGAUUGAUGGUUGUUUUCUGAAGAACAACGUUCAAGGCCAACUAUUGGCAGCCGUUGGAAGAGAUGCAAAUAAUCAGUUUUAUCCUGUUGCUUGGGCAGUUGUAGGAGUGGAGAACACAGAUAAUUGGUUAUGGUUUAUUAGGAAACUAAAAGUGGAUUUGGGUAUCAAUGAUGGAGAUGGAUUUACACUUAUAUGAGAUAGGCAAAAGGGCUUGCUUAUUGCUGUUGAUCAAGAAUUGCCAAACAUAGAACACCGUAUGUGUGCACGUCACAUAUAUGGAAACCUUACACGAGUGCAUCCAGGCAAAGCUAGAAUGAAGAAACUGUUUUGGAAAAUUGCUAAGAGUUUCACAACUGCUGAGUAUGAUGAAGUCAUUGAAGAAAUGAAAGAAGUAUGACAUUGAUGUAUACGAGACCUUGAUGGAGAAGAAUCCUCAAAAUUGCAGCCGUGCUUACUUCACAACUACAGCAUGUUGUGAAGAUGUUCACAACAACUUCUCUGAGACGUAUAACAACACAGUCAACAAGGCAAGAGAGAUGCCUUUAGUGGAGAUGCUUGAGACAAUAAGGAGACUGGCUAUGGUUCGUAUUGAUAUACGGAAGAAGAAAGCGGAGAACCACAAGGGAAAGUAUAGUUUGAAAGUGGCAAAUACUAUUGCUGACGAGUCAUUGCAUAAAAAGAACUGUCGAGCCGUUGCUGGAGCUAAUGGAGUAUUCGACGUGCGCGAGAAUUCCACUGGCUAUAGCGUGCAUAUGAGAAAAAGGACAUGUACCUGUCGAAAGUGGGAUAUGACAGGUAUUCCAUGUCGUCAUGCUCUGCGUGUUAUCAUGCAAAUGAAGUGGAAUGCUGAAGAUUACGUUUCAGAUUGGUACUUGACAACCAAAUGGCGUAACAUAUAUAAUGAUUCCAUCUCACCAGUUACUGGCAUGCGCUUUUGGAACAAAUCUGAUGAAUCUAGGCUCCAACCACCAACAAGACCUGAAACUAAAGGACGCAAGAAGAAGCAAAAGAGGAUCAAAGGCAAAAAUGAAUCACCAAAGAAGAAAUUAAAAUUUGUAGAAUCUCCCAAGAAGAAGGUGAAAGUUGGCAGGGAAGGAAGGACAGUUAGGUGUGGACAUUGUGGGUUAACAGGUCACAAUGCUUUAAAAUGUCCAAACAGUGGUGCAUCAGUUUAUAGGAAGCCAAAAAAGUCCGCUUCUUCUCAGGGGGAAGGACUUAGCCAAGAGUCACAAGUUUAAGACGUUUUGUUUUGAACUUUUGCUGUUUUUUUUUUGUAGUUUUGCUUUGGCUUAUAUGAUUGUGUUUAGUUAUUGGAUGUUUUUUUGUUUUGUUUUGGUGUUAUGCCUCGAAUUUUAUAACUAUUACGUAUUUGAUAA